Molecule: messenger RNA, 1137 nt
Organism: Vanrija pseudolonga
Lineage: Eukaryota; Fungi; Basidiomycota; Tremellomycetes; Trichosporonales; Trichosporonaceae
Exons: 1
Coding region: 1-1137 (378 amino acids)
Source: RefSeq, a predicted model, not a curated record
AUGCCUACUACCUCGCAUGUGACUCAUAGCGGCGGCGCAAGGAGCCCCUUCCCUCCACUGGCUCUCACGCCCACCUCCUUCCCUAUGGUAUGGGACGAAAUCCUCCUCCACGCCGACGAGUCGACCUUCCCUUCUCUCCGCGCGACGAGUAAGGACCUGCACAAGCGCAUCAACAAGAAGCUGUACGAGCACGUUGGGGUCCACCUUACAAAAUCUGGCGACCGCUUGCACAUCGACCUGCUUGCGCCGUACACGAAUCACCGCGUUCCCGGUCUCGAUUGGGUCGGUGCUCGCGCCCUCUGCGUAUCGAGGCUCAAGUCGUGCUGCCUGACCAUCGACAAGGUAGUCAACCCGGCCACGAUGACUCUCAGUGGCGUGCACGAAGCCGACAUCGAAGCCUUCCGAUCACUGGAGGUCGCACUACACGACGUCAUGUCCCACAGGCGUGCGGGGCGCAACUACGCCUCGUUGUUUGACCUGGCGCGACUCGACACAGUGGUUGCGUUCCUUGAAAAUCCCACAUCGACCGGUUCUGCUCAAGGAGAACUCCGAAACCGUCGUCUCUUCUGCGACCUCCCUGCUCGGUUUCUCCGAAUCGUUGCCGUCAACAUUGAGCUCGGCGACACCCGCUUCCGUUUCUACGAUCUUGCUCACAUGCCAAAGCUCGAGUCCGUGGUCGUCAACCUUCGCAAGAAUGAAAGCCAACUGCAAACAACGACUGAUGUGUGGAGGGCGCUGUCAAGCCUGUUCCUUGCACUCUCGACCUUGAUGCCUCGUGUAAAGCUCAUCAUCAGCGGGCUCGAACUCUUCCCGGACAAGCACGAAGACUCCGACCAGGCUCCCGCUCCCAUCAUAUGGGAGGCACGCGAGCCACGCCUCAACCUGAUGACCGCCGUUCUCAUCGGCUCUUCCAAAUCGAUGGCGGAGGCUGGCGGCGGGAUCAGCCCAUGGUCAAAGGCUGUGAUGGAGCGCCGUGAUCGUGAGAUGGCGGAGCUUGAGGCGCUCAGGAAGGCGAUUGUGCUCGGGGAGGUUGAGCAUCUUCGUGAAGUGCUUGGGGAGGAGCUUUUUCGCUUCUUCACGAAGCCCCCUGGCUCGUCAGUCGAGCGUCGUCUCUCCGGAGAUGGUGACGGGGAGUAG